Molecule: messenger RNA, 2652 nt
Organism: Sporothrix brasiliensis 5110
Lineage: Eukaryota; Fungi; Ascomycota; Sordariomycetes; Ophiostomatales; Ophiostomataceae
Product: C6 transcription factor
Exons: 3
Coding region: 1-2652 (883 amino acids)
Biological process (GO): DNA-templated transcription; regulation of DNA-templated transcription
Cellular component (GO): nucleus
Molecular function (GO): zinc ion binding; DNA binding; DNA-binding transcription factor activity, RNA polymerase II-specific
Source: RefSeq, a predicted model, not a curated record
AUGUCUCCCACCUCUCAGUCGACCCCUUCGUCGAGCGGUCGGUCACCCGAAGAGCAGUUCCGGGUUGUGCGCAAGAGAAAUCGGGUACCCCUGAGCUGCUACCCGUGCCGAACCAAGAAGAAGUGUGAUAGAGGUCACCCGUGCAGCAAUUGCGUUAAGCGCGAUGGCGACAGCGCGUCGACAUGCACUUACGCGGCGCCCGUGAAUCGCAAGAAGAAUCAGGCUGCAUCAGCAAGCCCGGACGACAUGCAGAACCGCAUUGACAGACUAGAAAAUUUAGUCUUGUCUUUGAUGCACACUGGAAACGGAGUGGACGCAGCGACUGCCGCAUCUGCAGCUAGCAUUGUCCCAGGUGUCAGCGCUGCGAACUCAGUAUCACGCACCGACAGCAUAUCAUCAGCACCCAAGGACACGGGCAGCAGCCAGCCACAAGACGAUAUGGACGAUGAGAGCGACGUGGACGAUGGCCUGGCGACCUCGCUUGGUGUCCUGAAGGUCGACACAGAUCGUGGCAAGUCCAUGUACAUCGGCCAGGAGCACUGGCACACGAUUCUGUCCGACAUUGCUGAGGUAAAGAACUACUUUGUCAUGCACCGCAAAGAUCUCGAGAAGAGCUACGAGCGGGUGCUCCAGAGCAAACCCGCCACCGCCAGAGAAGCACCGACAUUCUUACUUGGAGCUGAGGCAACGACGGAGGGUGAUCUCCGCGCAGAGCUACCCCCAAAAUCGACCGUUCUCACCCUCUGCGGCCGUUACUUCAACUCGAUGGACAACGCCGUGAACAUCAUCCACGCGCCUACUUUCAAUGCACAGCUACGCAGCCACUGGCAGAAUCCCUCAAAAACGCCAAUCAUGUGGCUCGGCCUAUUAUAUUCAGUCAUGUGCCUGGCCAUGCUGAGCUACCACAAGGUGGGCGACGAGCCACCUGAGUGGAAGGGCCACGCUAUGGAGCUCGCCUCGCUGUUCCGUGUGCGCACGGUCCAGUGUCUUACGACGGCGGACUACACCAAGCCUGUCGAGUAUACGGUAGAGACCAUGAUUCUCUAUGUGUUCGGCGAGUACUCCUCCCGCUGGGACGCUGAUCUCGGCCUCUGGCUGAUCGGCUCUCUGAUUACGAGAGUGGCUUUCCGCAUGGGAUACCACCGGGACGCCAAAUGGUUCCCAUCCAUUACGCCCUUCCAAGCCGAAAUGCGCAGAAGGACAUGGGCCCUGGUGCGGAUGUGCGACGUUAUGUUCUCCCACCAAGUGUCGCUGCCCAACAUGAUCUACGAUCACGAUUGUGACACGCAGCUCCCACUGAACAUUUUCGACGAGGAGUUUGGUCCUAACACCAAAGUGCUCCCACCUUCCCGACCCAACUCGGAGCCCACACCCAUUGCCUACAUGAUUGCCAAGGUCAAGCUGUGUCUGGAGCUGGGUAACAUUCUCCAGGCAACGACGCGCGUUGGCAAGCCCGUUCCGUACGAAGAAAUUCUCCGGUACGACGCCCGCCUCCGUGAGAUCAAGGAAGAGAUUCCCUCUCACCUCAAGCUGCAGCCCCUGGAGGGCUCGCAAGACCCUCUGACUCUCAUCAUUGCUCGGUUCAACAUUGAUAGUCUGUACCAGAAGAUCAUGUGUCUGCUGCAUCGCAAAUACCUAUCUCGGGCGAGACAGAAUCCACGGUAUGCCCACUCGAGACGGAGCGCGAUCGAAGCCUCGAUGGAAACACUGCACCACCUGCAAACACUCAACAAGGAGUCGCAGGCCAACGGACGGCUGCGGUCUAUCAAGUGGUAUGUCGCGUCCAUUGCGACCAAGGACUUCCUGUUGCCAGCUAUGCUUGUAGCACUGGAGGUUCGUUACGACAACCUGGCCAGCAAGGACGGCCAAGAAGAAGACGGUUUCUGGACGCGCGAACAGCGCGCCGACAUGAUUAACAUGCUCACCUCGACCAAAGAAAUUUGGCGGCCUCUGGCCGAUGGCUCGAUGGAGGCCUACAAAGCCUACAACAUCAUCCGCAUCGUCUUGGAGAAGAUUGGAACGACGCCAACGACAGGCCCGCGUCCUACAGAAGCAUUUGUGACGUCCGGCGUCUGCUCCGUCGAUCCCCCUUCGGCCACCAAGUCCACUCCGUCCGACAACUCCGUACAGGUCGACACCCCCCUCACCGAUCCGGUCAUGGACCAGACUGACAUGAUGGCCCCGCUGAACAUGAUGUCUGGGACGAUUCCCGGUUUCGAGAGUGCGUCUACGACGACCUCCCCAUCCACCGCUGCCAAUACGGCUGCUAUCAACACGGCUGCCACCAAUUCCAUGUUUGGUUCGAUGCCAGCGCCUGGUGGAACGGCGUUCAACACCAUUGACCCGACGCUCUCGGCAGCCAUCGAUGGUGGCUUGACCGCGACCGAUCUGAAUGGAGACAUGAUGAGCUCCAUGGCUGGCUUUAACAUGUUCAGCCAGGCGAUGGGCAGUGGUGUGCCAAACAUUAUGGAUGACGCCAUGGACUUUACGACCAACUUUGACUGGAGCGGUCCAUUUGCCGCUGGCGACCAGACCUUCCAGUUCUUCAGCAGCACGGAUCAGCCUCUUGGAACGAACGUGGCUAGCGACGGCACCGGAAACACCUUUAACUACAGCGGCACCGACAUGCCGGGCUCCGGUCCGUCUACGUGA